AUGAGCACUGCAAAUCCUGCAUCUACACCAAUGCUUGUGUUUGCUAAAUUGAGUAAAGAUACGGGGGAGUUGCUUCAGGAUGCUUAUGAAUAUCAAAGCAUUGUAGGUGCAUUAUUGUUUUUGAGGCAUUUAGUGGGAACUAUUAAUCAUGGCUUGGUCGUUGCACCGACAGUAACAGGAUUCAAUGUAGUAGCUUUUGCUGAUGCUGAUUGGGCUACAAGCGCUGAUGAUCGCAAAUCUAUCUUGGGCUAUUGUGUGUUUAUAGGUGAUAUCUUGUAA
Messenger RNA from Hibiscus syriacus, 279 nucleotides. RefSeq lists its product as uncharacterized. Lineage: Eukaryota; Viridiplantae; Streptophyta; Magnoliopsida; Malvales; Malvaceae. The coding region runs from base 1 to 279 and encodes 92 amino acids. The record is from RefSeq and is a predicted model, not a curated record. The transcript has 2 exons.